Pneumocystis murina B123 is the source of this 750-nucleotide messenger RNA. RefSeq lists its product as hypothetical. The record is from RefSeq and is a predicted model, not a curated record. Lineage: Eukaryota; Fungi; Ascomycota; Pneumocystomycetes; Pneumocystales; Pneumocystaceae. Gene Ontology annotation, cellular component: ESCRT II complex. Bases 1 to 750 code for a protein of 249 amino acids. Gene Ontology annotation, biological process: protein transport to vacuole involved in ubiquitin-dependent protein catabolic process via the multivesicular body sorting pathway. The transcript has 4 exons.
AUGCAAAAAGGACGACGUGGAGUUGGUUUAGGUGCUUUUGAAAAUCAAGAAAAAUCAGCAGAAAAAUAUAAAGAACUUAGUAGUAGCUUGAUUAAAGCGCGUGCAGAUGAUCUUUUUAUGCAAUUGUCAGCAUUUAAAGCAGUUUUGGCGGAAUUCGCACGGAAUCAUGGAUCUGACAUCUAUGCAGAUUCAUCCCUUAGAAGUGCAUUUUCUCAAAUGUGCAAAGCAAUUGGAAUUGAUCCUUUAGCAUCUACUGGAUCGAAAAAACGUAAUUUUUGGUCUGAUAUGUUAAAUAUUCAUGAUUUUUAUUUUGGUUUGGCGGUACAAGUUGUGGAACUUUGUCGAAAUACACGGAGAGAAAAUGGAGGACUAAUAGAACUUAAACAAGUUUUACAACGUAUUAAUGAAAUACGUCAAAAUUCAGGGGGGAUACUUGUAUCUGAAGAAGAUAUUUUACGUUCCGUUAAAACAUUAGAUAUUCUUUCAUCAGGGCUUAAAGUUAUCCGAAUAGGUGAACAAGAUACUAUAUGUUCACUUCCAAAUGAGCUUAAUAGAGAUCAAUUUACUAUUUUAGAAGCAGCACAAGUUAUGGGAUACGUUUCUUUUACAAUGAUUAAAGAUAAUCUACAUUGGGAUGCUUAUCGUAUACUUGCAAUUAUCGAAGAUUUAUUAUCACAGUCACUUCUUUGGGUAGAUGAACAAGCAGAAGAGUCUAAAUUUUGGCUUCCUCCUACUAAUCAGAUAUUUUAA